This is a messenger RNA of Hemiscyllium ocellatum (epaulette shark), 1567 nucleotides long. It is a transcript of the gene extl2, whose product is annotated as exostosin-like glycosyltransferase 2. The record is from RefSeq and is a predicted model, not a curated record. Gene Ontology annotation, cellular component: membrane. The coding region runs from base 76 to 1056 and encodes 326 amino acids. Gene Ontology annotation, molecular function: glycosyltransferase activity. The transcript has 4 exons. Lineage: Eukaryota; Metazoa; Chordata; Chondrichthyes; Orectolobiformes; Hemiscylliidae.
GGGGUUCAGCCUCUUUCCCCCCGCCCCCCUCCCCCCCUUCUCGCUGUGAGUUUGGAGUUAGGGUCGGUGUCGGGUAUGAGAUUUACAAGGCGAGUAUUUGGUGGUGGGAUACUUCCGUCGUAUUUAGUGAUGGCUAUCCUAAUUGUCUUUAUUGUGGGAGCUGUUCUGACGACAUUAUUGCCUAAAGUUGUGGAAAGUGGAGCUGUUCUUGUCCAUAGGGAGCAAGAUGACCAGAGAACUGACAUUCAGAAUUCCUUCACCAUAAUCAUGCAGUCUUACAAUAGAACAGACCUGCUUCUUAAACUGCUGAAUCAUUAUCAGGCCAUUUCAAAUUUACACAAGAUCAUUGUUGUUUGGAAUAGUGUCGGAAUAAAAGCGCCAACAGAUUUAUGGGAUUCAUUGGGACCACAUCCCAUCCCUGUUCUAUUUAAGGAACAGACCGUAAAUAGAAUGCGAAACCGACUGGAGCCAUUUCCAGAAUUGGAAACCAAAGCUGUCUUGAUGCUUGAUGACGAUAUUUUAAUUAGCGCCUAUGACCUUGAUUUUGCUUACUCAGUGUGGCAGCAAUUUCCAGAUCAAAUUGUUGGGUUUGUCCCCCGGAAACACGUCAUAACUUCCUCUGGAAUUUACAGCUAUGGCAGCUUUGAACUCCAGAAUGCACUGGGUGGAAGUGGUGACCAUUACUCCAUGGUGUUAAUUGGAGCUGCAUUUUUCCAUGCCAGUUACCUCGACAAGUUUAAAGUUCAACUUCCAGCUGUCCACAGUUUAAUCGACAGGACCCAGAAUUGUGAUGACAUUGCAAUGAAUUUUAUAGUUGCAAAGCACACUGGGAAGCCAUCAGGAGUGUUUGUGAAGCCGGUGGACAUGAGGAAUCUAGAAAAAGAUUCCAACAAUGGCUUCAAUGGCAUGUGGCAUCGGCCGGAACACUUGCUUCAAAGGUCCUGGUGUUUAAAUCAGUUAGCUGCUAUCUAUGGCAGCAUGCCUCUGAAGUAUUCUAACAUUAUGAUCUCUCAGUUUGGAUUUCCCAACUAUGCAAAUCACAAAACAAAAAGCUGAAGAUACUGGACGGUAUCCAAAGUUAUUAUAGACUUUUGUAAGUGGAUAUUGGAUAAGGAGAUUGACCUAACAUGUGGAAACAGUGAUACAUAUCCUCUGGCUAUACAGCAGGUGCCAUCAUUGAGGCAGAUACCAUUGAGUGUUGCCAUUUUCUGUUGUUAGAUCUUCUGUAUUCUUGCCUGUAACAGUCUACAAUUUUGAUAUUUGAUAUUUUUACUGUUUUUGUUUGUUUAUCUUUGCUGUUUCUACCUGUACAAAGUGUGGUUAUAUCAUGAUCAGCUGUUGCCACUAUUGACUGAGUAGCCAAUUUGUGGACUGUGGUGUCUGUCACCUUUUAUAAGUAAUUGAUGUCCCUUACCCACUAUUAAAACACUCUAAAAGGUUGUGCCUGCAUCACUCUGUUUCUAGGAAUCUGCUUUUUCACUCCUGUCUUGUGUAUUUUUAACCCUGUGUUGCUUUUAAUUUGAAGUACAUGUCCAGUCUCAGGAUGCUAUGAUGUGUAUACCUUUAG